AUGCGGAAGCUGGUGUGCCUAUCGGGAAUCGUCUGCGUCACAAUGCUUUUCUUCAUCGCAGUCUCCAAUGUUUCUUCACCGAAUGAAGUCCCACUAUGGAGUGCCAAUGUGAUGGAUCCACAGAGGAAUGAGAAGACUUUCAGAAUCCUACUCGUCGGGGAUACUGGAGGAAUUCCAAUUCUGGAGACCACUUGGGCGCAACGUGGAGUCAAGGAAACAAUGGCUUUGAUAGCGAAUGAGAAGGAUGUUCAGAUGGUGCUCAACAUGGGUGAUAACAUCUAUUUUACGGGUCCAACCGAUGAAUUCGAUCCGAGAUUUGAGACCCGAUUCGAGGCAGUCUACGACUCUCCGAGCCUCCAAGUCAAAUGGCUUACAAUCGCCGGAAAUCAUGAUCAUUUUGGGAACGUUACUGCUGAAAUCGAGUACACGAAGCAUAGUCGAAAGUGGUACUUCCCGUCUCUCUACUACAAACAAAGCGAGGAAUUCAACGGAACUCGCAUCGAUUUCAUUAUGAUUGAUACAAUUUCAUUGUGUGGAAACACUAAAGAUAUCCAAAAUGCUGGCUUCAUCGAAAUGCUGCGAAAUGAGUCCCAUGAUCCGAGAGGUCCGGCGAAUGUGAGUGCCGCUGAGGAGCAGUGGACAUGGCUGGAGACGAUGUUGAGUCAAAGCAGUGCCCAAUAUUUGAUUGUAUCUGGCCAUUAUCCAAUGCAUUCCAUGUCAUCCCAUGGGCCAACAGAAUGCCUCCGUAUUCGACUCGAUCCACUAUUGAAGCGAUACAACGUCAAUGCAUACUUCUCAGGACACGACCAUUCCUUGCAGCACUUCGAAUACGAUGGAAAUGAGGGUCACAAAAUUCACUACUUAGUUUCGGGAGCCGCUUCUCGUGCAGAUGCCUCGACGAAACAUGUCAAAGAAUUCAGUAAAGAUAAUUUGAAAUUCAAUUAUCCCGAAAAAUCCUGGUUCUCGUGGUCACCAGUGUCACAACUUGGAUUCCGGAAAGGUGGAUUCAUCUACGCCGAAUUUGGACAUGAAUCUGCUCGACUCGACUUUUAUGACAAAAAUGGAAAACAGUUGUACGCGACAUUCAUUCCUACUCGUCGUAUACUAACAGAAUUCGUUACGAAAUCCACUGUUUCUCCAUUUGUUGAGAUUUAA
Caenorhabditis briggsae is the source of this 1155-nucleotide messenger RNA. The record is from RefSeq and is a predicted model, not a curated record. Gene Ontology annotation, molecular function: ferric iron binding; ferrous iron binding; acid phosphatase activity. NCBI's taxonomy places the organism in Eukaryota, Metazoa, Nematoda, Chromadorea, Rhabditida, Rhabditidae. The transcript is spliced from 5 exons. Bases 1 to 1155 code for a protein of 384 amino acids.